AUGACCGUUCAAUUUUGCCCCAUGAAUACGCACUAUCUGAGUGGGUUUUGGCAGAUCAUUGUUCUCAAUGUGCUGCAUUGCUCUUUCUGCAACAAGCGAAGCCAGUCCUUCCUCAUCAGCUACUUGCCACCAGGGCUGAGACUUCCUCUCUUGUUCCCAAGGUGGAUCCAUCUCAUAGCAUGCCUUCUUUGGUUUCUUUGGAAACAAAGGAUCAAAAGUUUUGAAGUCCAUAACCUCUUUAUCCUCAUGAAGGAAGUCAUUCGGAUUUCCUCUGCAUUUGAGACUCGUUUGAGGGCACCCUUCGCAAGGUGCUUCAGAUGUUUGCUUCAUAAAAGCCGUCGAAACCAUCCAUGGCAGCUCAGAAGGGCACUCACUCUUCUUUGUGUUUAUGUCGUCAAGCGUAGAGAUUGGCGAGAAACUGUCCACUUUCUUGGCAGUGGCUUCUCCGCCCAUGUAAUUCAGAUGGUCACCAGAAAGCACCUUGUGGCACCCGAAAUUGGGCUGCAGCUGAAGAAACCAGGCAUCUAUCGGCUGAUUGGAGUUCAUCGGGUUCCAGUUCAAAUGCAUGAAAUUCGGGAUGUGGCAGUCUCGCGGACUGGUGGGGUUCCCGCUGUUUGCUUCAUGCUGUUGCAUUGUCGGUGGACAGCAGGCCAAUUUUGGAGCUCUCUUUGCAUCCUCCUGAAACAAGCAGCGGUUGGCAGCCCGUUGCCAAGCAGCUCUCGCUUCUGCCGCCGCCAUCAGUCUCGCAUGUCAAAAGUCUGCCUGCACAUCAGCAAGUUGACCAUCAGCAUUAGCUCAUACUUUUUGUUUCAAAGUGAAAAUAGUAGUGUAUCAGCAAAACGCUCUCCCUUUAAGAGAUGA
Triticum turgidum subsp. durum (durum wheat) is the source of this 861-nucleotide messenger RNA. NCBI's taxonomy places the organism in Eukaryota, Viridiplantae, Streptophyta, Magnoliopsida, Poales, Poaceae. The record is from the annotation of a GenBank genome assembly.